AAAAUAAAUCAAGGAUAUUGCUAUCUUAAACGUUGUAAAUUAUGAUAUACACAUUAUGUAUAUAUAUAGAUACAUGUAGACAUAGAUAAGUAGAAGUCUCGCUCCCAGUUUACGGUCUGAUUCAAGAAUUCGACAAAAGUGAACUGCCGUCAGUUUGUUGUUUCACCUAGUAAGAGGAACGUCCGUAUUGUGUCAAACACUGCAAACUUCGCUUGUCAUUUGAUUACAAGCGCUCAAAACAGAACAGACCGAAGAUAUAAUUCACCAUGGCAACCAGAGACAAGGCUGCAGAACAACUGAAUGAGUUUAAAUCGUCACAGAAGACCCCGGAACAAUGCACCACGGGAACAGGUGCCCCCAUUGGUCUGAAGACGGCCACCAUGACAGUGGGUCCCCAGGGACCUGUCCUCAUCCAGGACUUUGUAUUUAAUGACGAGAUGGCGCACUUCGACAGAGAGAGAAUUCCCGAGAGGGUCGUACACGCCAAGGGCGCAGGUGCUUUCGGUUACUUUGAAUGUACCAAUGACAUUUCCAAGUACACAAAGGCUAAACCAUUUGAAUCAGUCGGCAAAAGGACACCGGUGGGAGUCCGCUUCUCUACCGUGGGUGGCGAGAGUGGAUCCGCCGACACAGCCCGAGAUCCGCGGGGGUUCGCGGUGAAAUUUUACACAGAGGACGGUAACUGGGACCUGGUGGGAAACAACACGCCCAUCUUCUUCAUCAGGGACCCCAUCCUUUUUCCCAGUUUUAUUCAUACACAAAAGAGAAACCCUCGCACUCACCUGAAGGACCCCGACAUGUUCUGGGACUUCAUCACCCUGAGACCAGAAACCACUCACCAGGUGUCCUUCCUGUUCUCUGACAGAGGCACGCCGGACGGUUACAGGAGGAUGAACGGAUACGGAAGUCACACGUUUAAACUGGUCAACAAGGACAAUCAACCAGUUUACUGCAAAUUCCACUUUAAGACGGACCAGGGCAUCAAGAAUUUGAUGGCUGACGAAGCCCAUCGUCUGUCUGCUGAAGACCCGGAUUACGCCAUCCGGGACCUUUACGAUCACAUCGAGGAAGGGAAAUUCCCCUCCUGGACCCUCAAGAUACAGGUCAUGACCUUUGAGCAAGCAGAAAAAUAUAAAUGGAAUCCGUUUGAUGUCACAAAGGUGUGGUCCCAGAAGGACUUUCCGCUGAUUGAGGUCGGGAAGAUGGUCCUCAACAAGAACCCCGGGAACUACUUCGCUGACGUGGAGCAGAUCGCCUUCUCCCCCGCUCACUUCAUCCCGGGGAUAGAUGCCAGCCCAGACAAAAUGUUACAG
Molecule: messenger RNA, 1313 nt
Organism: Saccostrea cuccullata (small rock oyster)
Lineage: Eukaryota; Metazoa; Mollusca; Bivalvia; Ostreida; Ostreidae
Product: catalase-like
Exons: 9
Biological process (GO): response to hydrogen peroxide; hydrogen peroxide catabolic process
Cellular component (GO): peroxisome; cytoplasm; mitochondrion
Molecular function (GO): catalase activity; heme binding
Source: RefSeq, a predicted model, not a curated record